This is a messenger RNA of Condylostylus longicornis, 1980 nucleotides long. RefSeq names its product SPARC-related modular calcium-binding protein 1 (gene magu). Lineage: Eukaryota; Metazoa; Arthropoda; Insecta; Diptera; Dolichopodidae. Gene Ontology annotation, biological process: extracellular matrix organization. Gene Ontology annotation, cellular component: basement membrane. Gene Ontology annotation, molecular function: calcium ion binding; extracellular matrix binding; protein binding. Bases 43 to 1800 code for a protein of 585 amino acids. The record is from RefSeq and is a predicted model, not a curated record. The transcript is spliced from 10 exons.
AUAUAUAUAUAUAAAAUAAAUAUAUAAAUAAGGAAAACAAAAAUGAUUAUAAGAAGUUUUAUGGUAUUAUUUUUAUUUAUUAAUAUUGGUUUAACGGCAGCACCAGACAAGGAAAAAAAAGAACCUCCCAUGUCAGAAUGUGCAGCAAAAGGUGGAGAAUGUGAUGAACAAAAACAUCGACCAGUUUGUGGUACCGAUAAUCGAACUUAUCCUUCACGAUGCCAUUUGAUUCGAACACAAUGCCAAGGAAAUCCUGUAAAAUUAAAGCAUGCUGGAGCAUGUAAAAAAGAAUGUUUAGAAGUUCGACAGUAUGCUUUAAAAACAAAAACACCAUAUCAUCGAUUUAUACCAAAAUGUAGACCAGAUGGAUCAUAUGCUGCUAUACAAUGUUUAGAAAAUACUGGUUGUUGGUGUUCUGAUAGUACUGGUAAACCAAUACCAGAUACAUCAACAAGAAAUGGUAAACCGAAUUGUAGAAGAUAUACAAGAUCAAAUACAAGACGAUCACCAUCUAAAAAUAUGAUGCAACGUAAUAGACGACCAUGUACACAAGCAGAUCAAGCUGAAUUUAAUAAUAAUUUAAUAAAUAUAUUUGUUAUGGAAUAUAAACGUUAUCAGAGUGCUCGAGAUCCAUUGAAUCCACCAAAAAAUUUAGAUGAUAAAAUUGUACUUGAAUGGAAAUUUAUUUCAUUAGAUUUAAAUAAAAAUCAAAUGUUGGAUAAAAUUGAAUUUAGGGAAUUGAAACGUUUAAUUAAAAAGGUUAUAAAACCAAAACGAUGUGCUAGACUUUUUGGUAAAUAUUGUGAUGUCGACACUGAUGAAAGUUUAACUCGAGCUGAAUGGAGUAACUGUUUGACGCGGGAUGGAAUAAAUCGUGGGGUAUUUAAUCGUAAUGCUAAUGGAGCUUCACCUCAUUCAAUAACAUCAACAUUACAUCAUUUAGAUGAUUCAGAUGAUGGUGAUGAAGAAAGUUCACAACAUUUAGAAGAAUAUGAAGAUGAAGAUUAUGAAGAGGAUGAUGGUCAUGCAGGUUCUGAUACAAUAGGUUCACCUUCUAGAAAUUUAUCCCCUAAUCCUGCUGUGAUACUUCUCUCUGUAAGACCAGAACCACAUAUCAGUCAUAAUCAGGAAUCUGAAGCAGAAAUAUCAGAUUGUACAUCAGACAGAGCUGCUGCUUUAGAAGAACAGAAUAAUGGUGGGGGAUCUAUGAUGUAUGUUCCUGAAUGUACACCAGAUGGACGUUAUCAAAGAGUUCAAUGUUAUCGAUCAACUGGAUAUUGUUGGUGUGUACAUGAAGACACAGGAAAAAAUAUUCCCGGUACAUCGGUUAAAGAUAAAAUACCAGCAUGUGAUUCAGUUUAUCAGACAUCUAGACCAAUGAAAGGUUGUCCAGAACCAAAGAAAUUGCAAUUUCUAAAAGAUUUGAAAGAUUUCUUAAAGAAAGAAGUAACAUCAAAAACAAAUUUAGGAUCAAACAGAACGAUAUUUAGUAGUGAAGAUGAAAAAUAUGCUACACUUAGUUUUGUUUAUUUGGAUAAAAAUAAAAACAGUGUUUGGGAACGCAAAGAAUGGAAAAUUUUCCGUGAAAUGGUAUCAGAAGUCAAACCAUUGAGAAAAUGUGGUAAAAAGAUGCCAAGGUAUUGUGAUGUAAAUAGUGAUAAGAAGAUUACUUUAGCUGAAUGGUUAAAUUGUAUGCAAACUGAACGUGAUACAGAUAUAACAAGAUCAACAACAGUUGGACCUACUAAAUUAUCAAAAUUAAAUGGACCAAAUCCGUUACAUGUACAUUUGAAGGAGUGAAUUCUGUUAAUGUAUUAUCAAUAUUAAAUGUAUUAAUUUUAAAGGAGAAAAUAUUUUUUUUUGUUAAUUAAUUGCAUUAAUUAAUUUGAAAAUAAAUAAUACUAAUAUACGAAUUAAGGAAUAUCUGUUUAGUAAUUGAACUAUACAAAUUGUAAUAUUGUACUAAAUGUAGUAUAUUAG